AUGGACAUUGUUGAGGGGCUUCUGACGAAGUCCGCACAGCUGCGUGAAGCUGCACGUCUGUCCGAUGAGGGAUAUGACCGCCAGAUCCGUGCUAAUGUGACAUCCCUAAGACAUGUUAUGUCUCGUGGUAGUCUUUCCAGCAACGACUCUCUCUUUGAUCAUUUCGAUCCAGGUGCAGAUUCCCUCGCCUAUUUGUUUCUCCUCCACGCACAGAUCCAUGCCCUCCAAGAGGCAUCUUGUGAAACUGUACCAGCAGGUUUGCUUCCUCCAGGAAGACUCUGGUCUAGGAUGGUCUCCUACCUAAAGGCUUUCGACCCGGUCCAAGUCAGGUAUGCGGGCCAGGAGUGGCGCCAGCUAGUUGAACUUGUCGGACAAGCUGCACAGAUGGCUUCAAAGCCUAUCCUAGCCGUACGAUUGGUCAGGGAUGCCAUGUUGCGGCUUGACCCUUCAUGUGCGGUCUUCACAUCAACACACCUCCUUCUAGUCCAAUUAUGCUUGCGUGCAAGAGCUUAUGCCUAUGCAUUGCCAGUAUUGAACAAAUUUGUCUGCCACUUCCCCACCUCGACUUCUCAUGCCACAUCACGGUCCUCCGUGGUACCGUGUGCCACGCACGACUCAAGCUUGUCCUUCAUCACCGAGGCCUCUGGGCUUUCGUCCAAUUUGACUUACAAAGACUAUUUACGAUAUUUCCUUUAUGGUGGAAUGGUGUAUUCGGCACUGAAGAAGUGGUGCAAAGCGGCCCAUUUUUUUGGAGUUGUCAUCUCGAUGCCAGCUACGGGCUCCAUCAGUAUGAUCAUGGUAGAAGCUUACAAAAAGUGGGUUCUAGUGGGCUUGCUAGACAAGGGCAAGUUGUGCUCACAUCCGAGCAUGAUUGCAUCCAAUGUGGUUAAAAUUUAUCAGUCCCUCGCCAAGCCCUAUGUCAAUCUCGCUCAGACUUUUGAGCGGGGUGAUAGGAAAGCCCUAGAGGCGGAAAUUGACGCUGCUCGGGACAUUUGGUGCGCAGAUAACAAUAUGGGCCUCGUCUCUCAGGUGAUGAAUGCUUACUCAAAGCAUACUAUCAUCGGUGUUAAGAAGACAUUUGCCGCCUUAACAGUCACGGCGAUUGCAGAGCAGGCAUCACCCGCGCACACUAGUGACGAAGCUACAGAGUCAAUCAUAGCUUCUCUCAUCAUGUCCGGUGCUAUGGAGGCCACAUUAGUGCAACUUCCAAAUCGCAAUAGUUCCACGAUGCUGCGAUUUCUGGCCACCCCUUCUUUCCGCCAGCUCUCUCGCGAGAGUAGGGUACAAACCCGUCUCAUGCAGGAAAGACACUCGUUGGAGGCCUUGGUGGACAGUCUAGAUGAGAGUAACCGCCAUAUGGGGCUUAGCGAUGAAUUCGUUGAUAGUAUACAAAAAGGCCAGGCUUGGGCGAGAAUGAGCGAUGUCAACCCUGGAAUGGGUGAGGAUGCCGGGCUCGAGAUAGAUGAGGACCUAAUGGGUGAAGUAUCUUAG
This is a messenger RNA of Penicillium canariense, 1491 nucleotides long. RefSeq names its product putative COP9 subunit 3. Gene Ontology annotation, biological process: ubiquitin-dependent protein catabolic process. The coding region runs from base 1 to 1491 and encodes 496 amino acids. NCBI's taxonomy places the organism in Eukaryota, Fungi, Ascomycota, Eurotiomycetes, Eurotiales, Aspergillaceae. The record is from RefSeq and is a predicted model, not a curated record. Gene Ontology annotation, cellular component: COP9 signalosome. The transcript has 5 exons.